AUAGGGUCCUUGGCUGAGUCUGAAAAUGAAAGUGAAGAAGACAGAUUAACAGGAGAAGAGUACACAUAUUCAUCUAAUACAAGUUUCAUAUGGCACUGAACCUUUGUAAAGACAUGAAGACCUCAAGAAAUGGCUAAACCUGAGUGUUUUUGUGCUAGAUUUGAUGAAGAGUGAAGAGUCAUGGGAAAAUAUAAUAGGACAAGGGAUAUGAGAACCAUUUGGAUUUGGAAACCCAUGCUGGCUGUCCAGAAUAUGAAAGUUGGCGUCUUCCUUUUGUGGUGGGGAUGGGUUUUGACCACUGAAGGCAGACAGCACUGGCAAGGAAGAGAAGCACACGAGAUGUCUAAGAAAGGCAGCCCAAUUCUGAAGCGAAGCCCUGAUAUCACCAAAUCGCCAUUGACCAAGUCAGAGCAGCUGCUGAGGAUAGACGACCAUGAUUUCAGCAUGAGGCCCGGCUUUGGAGGUCCGGCCAUUCCUGUUGGUGUGGAUGUGCAGGUGGAGAGCUUGGACAGCAUCUCGGAGGUCGACAUGGACUUCACGAUGACCCUCUACCUGAGGCACUACUGGAAGGAUGAGAGGCUGUCCUUCCCAAGCACCAACAACCUCAGCAUGACCUUUGACGGCCGGCUGGUCAAGAAGAUCUGGGUCCCUGACAUGUUUUUCGUGCACUCCAAGCGCUCCUUCAUCCACGACACCACCACAGACAACGUCAUGCUGCGGGUGCAACCCGACGGCAAAGUGCUCUACAGCCUCCGGGUUACAGUGACUGCAAUGUGCAACAUGGAUUUCAGCCGAUUUCCCCUGGACACACAAACAUGCUCACUUGAAAUUGAAAGCUAUGCUUAUACAGAGGAUGACCUCAUGCUGUACUGGAAAAAAGGCAACGACUCCUUAAAGACAGAUGAACGGAUCUCACUCUCCCAGUUCCUCAUUCAAGAAUUCCAUACCACCACGAAACUGGCCUUCUACAGCAGCACAGGCUGGUACAACCGUCUAUACAUUAACUUCACUUUGCGUCGCCACAUCUUCUUUUUCUUGCUCCAAACUUACUUUCCUGCCACCCUGAUGGUCAUGUUGUCCUGGGUGUCCUUCUGGAUUGACCGCAGAGCUGUACCUGCCAGAGUCCCUUUAGGUAUCACCACGGUGCUGACCAUGUCCACCAUCAUCACGGGCGUGAACGCCUCCAUGCCCCGCGUCUCCUACAUCAAGGCGGUGGACAUCUACCUGUGGGUCAGCUUCGUGUUCGUGUUCCUCUCGGUGCUGGAGUACGCGGCCGUCAACUACCUGACCACCGUGCAGGAGCGCAAGGAGCGGAAGCUGCGGGACAAGCUUCCCUGCACCUGUGGAAUGCCCCAGCCACGCGGGGUCAUGUUGGAUGGCAGCUACAGCGAUGGGGAGGUAAAUGACCUGGGCAACUACACCCCAGAGAAUGGAGAGAAGCCGGACAAGAUGAUGGUACAGCUGACCUUGGCCUCGGAAAGGAGCUCUCCCCAGAGAAAAAGUCAGAGGAGCAGCUACGUGAGCAUGAGGAUUGACACCCAUGCUAUUGAUAAAUACUCCAGGAUAAUUUUUCCAGCAGCAUAUAUUUUAUUCAAUUUGAUAUACUGGUCUAUUUUCUCAUAAAUGCCUGUAACUCUAUACAUUUCUCAUUCUUCUGUCUGUACCACAGAUGUACCUGUAUGAUGAAAGUAAUUUAAGGUAAUGAUGAAAUUAAAGUUCCCACUACCUACCUUUCUCUGUCUUUCCAAGACAUUGACAAGACAUUUAUGGUUUAAUUUGUACUUACUAACCACCUCUUAUAUCCACAGCAUUCUACUCGGUGCUGCAGGAAUAGGACAUCCGUAGCAACUGGUGAUAGUUGUUAACCAGGAUGCCUUGGAAAAGCACACCGCCAGUGUUGUGGACACAUUGUAGUUCAACCUCUUUUAGAGCCUAGGUGCUUAUUCACAGGAAUGACCCCCUAUGUCCUUGUAUUCUCUGGACUUGGUGGAAUUGGGAAGCACCUAGAGUUCACUUGCAUGGCAUAUACAUGCACCUAAAUCCCCACUUUGACCAAAAUUUAUGCUUCACUUCAUAGUCUAUUCCCUAUUUUUCAAUGUGUCUCCUCAUGUUUAUUUUAAUACAAGGCAAUAAUAAUACUCCUAUUUUUAUUCGUCUUAUGGCUCAUAAGGUUUCACCUCUUUCAGAAGCAAAGCUCUUUAGAUUGGUGCAAUGGCUUCUGACUUGGGGGGAAUUUCCCUGGUAGGGAAACUGAGAGGUUCUAUGCACACAGUCAGUUCUGUCAUAGAGAUAACUAGCCUAGAAAACCUGUGUUUCAGUGCUUCCUGUUUCAUAAUCACUGUUUCAUGGAGCUCCACCUUGGAGUAUGUCCUAGUUCAAAGUGAAGUCCUUUCUCAGUAGUGUGAUAUUUUUACUGAGGAACUUGGGAAUAGACCGUUUUCUGCAUAAACAUUUUAAGAAAAUGCAUAAUUAGGGGCAACCUGUAACCCACUGGGAUGAAAAUGCUCACGUGGUUUCUGAAAAAAAAAAGAACAGAAAGAAAAAGAAAUGGGAAGACAUCACUGAAGAUCUCCAAUUACGCUUAGUGAAUGCCAGCAUUUUCUGUGAACCAGAAAACAAUGGCCACCUCCUGCCAGGACAAGGGAGAAAUGAGAGGGUCCUAAUUUGAUGUAUUAUUUAAAAAUUGAGAAGUUAUUAAUACUAUAUAUCUACAGGAACAACCCCCACCAAACUCAUCCAAACAGCAUUUGUUUGAAACUCACUUUAAUAAAGUGAAUUCUAUACACAAUGAUGUCUUUUUCUUUCCAAAGUUAAUUGGAUUGAGCACCCAUACUAAAUAACAUCAUAUUUCUUCAUAUGAGAACUACAUUCUCAUAUGAAAAUAAAAC
Molecule: messenger RNA, 2888 nt
Organism: Canis lupus familiaris (dog)
Lineage: Eukaryota; Metazoa; Chordata; Mammalia; Carnivora; Canidae
Gene: GABRR1
Product: gamma-aminobutyric acid type A receptor subunit rho1
Exons: 10
Coding region: 181-1623 (480 amino acids)
Biological process (GO): chemical synaptic transmission; regulation of membrane potential; signal transduction
Cellular component (GO): neuron projection; synapse; membrane
Molecular function (GO): GABA-A receptor activity; extracellular ligand-gated monoatomic ion channel activity; neurotransmitter receptor activity
Source: RefSeq, a predicted model, not a curated record